AUGCCUGUACAUUGGAAUAUGAAGCCAGCAUUUAGUCCCUUCAGUGAAAUACAUACGGUGAAGCUGUUGAGCCAGCUAUCAGUUCUCAGACACCUGCAAAACAUGGAUAACCAGAUUGAAAUUUCAGUUCAAAGUCCAAAUACCAAUGCCAACACACAUCAGGCUGAUCAUCAAAGAAGAGUAAACACUUUACACAAAGCUGCUCUAAAAGGUGAUUGGAAGGCUGCUAAAAGUUAUGUGAGUUCGGACCAAAAAAAAAAUUGGAAUAUUGAGAUAACAAAAGAUAGAAAUACGGCUCUUCACAUAGCUGUGUCUGCCAAGCAAACUGCUUUUGUCCGCAAUCUAGUCGAAUGCUUGAAAGAGAGUGACCUGGAAUUGAAGAAUAAAUAUGGAUAUACAGCUUUCUGUACGGCAGCUGCAUCAGGGGUCGUAGAAAUUGCAGAGGUCAUGUACCAUAAAAACAAGAAUUUACCUAAAAUUUCAAGUAAAAAACUUGAAAGUGAAAGUGGAUUUUCCCCACUUCAAAUUGCAAUUUGGUUCAGAAAGAAAGGAAUGGCAGAAUAUCUUUACCCAAUUACACCUCUUGAAGGUCUCGUAGACAAGGAAUAUAUGGAUAUUCUUGUAGAAGCGAUCCGCGCUGACAUGUAUGAUAUUGCUUUAAAGAUGUUAAAUGACAGUACAAGAAUAGCUACUUCAACAACGAUAAGCACAGAAAAAGCUUUACAAGCUUUAGCUCAAAAAGAUCUAUCAUACAAUCACAAAUUUCAAGGACGGAUAUGGGAAAGACUCGUUAGCAUCCUUGCUACUAUACCUUGUAUUCCAUAUUUCAAAAGGAUACAUAGCUCACUUCAAACGCGGAGACAAGCCAGUAAGUUGGUAAUGCAGAUGACAUUACUGGACUCCAGCAUCUUAAUUCAAGAGACUCAGAUACUUCACGAUGCUGCAAAAAUAGGGAAUGUUGAAUUUCUCACUCUGAUUACUCAAUCAUUUCCUGGACUUACAUGGAAUCUCGACUCAAAAAAGUACACCAUAUUUCACGUUGCUGUUAUUAACCGACAAGAGAAAGUGUUUAGUCUCAUCUAUCAAACAGGAGCUGCUAAGGAUUUUAAUACAUAUUACAGUGAUGAUGAUAAAAACAACAUUUUGCACUUGGCCGGGAAAAUAGCACCUCCAAGCAGACUCAAUAUUGUAUCUGGACCAGCUCUUCAAAUGCAGAUAGAGCUACUAUGGUUUAAGGAGGUGAAGAAGAUUGUACGGCCUUUUUAUGUUCAAGCAAAAAACAAAGAAGGCAAGACACCGAGGGAGUUGUUUACGAUGGAGCAUGAGAACUUACGGAAAGCUGGUGAGAAGUGGAUGAAGGACACAUCAACUUCUUGCAUGCUUGUGGCAGCUUUAAUUGCCACAGUUGCAUUUGCUGCCGCCUUUACUGUGCCAGGUGGCAAUAAGGGAGAAACAGGAUCUCCAAUUUUCUUGACUGAUAGGUGGUUCAAAGUUUUUGUUAUAUCUGAUGCUGUGGCAAUGUUUAGCUCGAUAGCUUCCAUAAUGAUGUUCUUGUCUAUUUUAACUUCACGUUAUGGAGAAGAUGAAUUUGAAUUUUUGUUACCAGCAAAGUUGAUGGCUGGACUGAGUACACUCUUUGCUUCAAUCGUUUGUAUGGUCUUAACAUUUAGUGCAACCUUCUUUUUGGCCUACAAGGAAGAAAAACAAGGGACAUUGCCGAAACUUGUUGCUGCUCUUGCUGUGCUUCCAAUCACUUUAUAUGCAGUGCUAAAUUGUAGGUUAUGGAUUGCCUUAUUCCGAUCAACAUGCUGGACAUCAAGGUUUAUGUUUCGACCUGGUAAGCACAAGCUUUUCUAA
Messenger RNA from Fraxinus pennsylvanica, 1857 nucleotides. Lineage: Eukaryota; Viridiplantae; Streptophyta; Magnoliopsida; Lamiales; Oleaceae. The record is from the annotation of a GenBank genome assembly.